UGAAAGAGAGAGAAAGAUGGCGACAACAACGAGGAGACAUUCUCGCCGGCAUUUUCUAAGCGAUGACGAAGAAGAAAACGAAGAAAGCUUGCCUCAACCGCAGUUAGUGCGUACGCAGAAGCCAGAACACCAUGGGAGGAGGAAAAAAUUGAAGCUCGUAGACGAGGAUGACGAAGAGGAAGAAGUGGGAGAUAAGAAGAAAAGUAAGCAAAUAGAACCGUCAACGUGUGGAAUCACUGGAGAUGAUGAUCAGGAAGAACAUUUGGAGGACACCAAGCCUAUAGGAGAACCGAUUAGGGUUUCUGGAAAUGACCGUACAAAGCGAGAUCACUUCAAGUCUUUCCAGCAUGAAGGAAUCAUCUUCGAGCUUGAAGAUCAUGUGCUUAUAACUCCUGAUUCGGAAUUUGAAAACCCUGGUGUGGCAAUCAUUAAGGAUAUUUUUCAAACUGUAGAUGGGAGUAUUAUGAUUAACAGGCAAUGGUUUUAUCGCCCCAAGCAAGCAGAAAAAGAUGCAGAUAAAAGUUGGAAAUCAUGUGACAGGAGGGAGCUGUUCUUCAGUUUUCACAUUGAAGAGAUCCCUGUUGAAUCGGUUAUGCACAAGUGCAUAGUGCACUUUAUCCCUAAUAACAAGCCGAUACCACCACGUAAACAACAUCCCGGGUUUAUUGUGCACAAUGUGUAUGAUACGAAGGAAAAAAAUAUAUUCGAGCUCAUUGAUAAACAUCAUGAAGUAUCGAAACAGCAUGAAAUUGAUCUUCUUGUUCUGAAAACAAUGUCUCGGUUUGGGGAACCUCCUGAUACUGAGAUGCAAAAAAGGGUUUGUGAACAUGAAGAGCGGAACAAAAGGCUUCUUGUGGAGAGAAAUGUGGCACCACAUGCUGUUUCAGGGGAUGAUAAAAGGAAAACUGCAUAUGAUCUACGUUUAAAAUCAGAAACUUCGGGAAGUGUUAGAAGCAAUGAAUCAGAGUACUACGAUAUUUUGUUGAAGUUUAAAGCCCUGACUGGUGAAACACAACGUGACAAAUGGUUAGUGAAGCAUCUUCAAGGAAUUCAGUUUAUCUGUAGUCCAAAGGACAAUGGAGGCAUCGAUGCAGAAAAUGAUAAUAGGUUAAAUAAUGCUGUAACUUUCCUGUGGCCUGAUGCUGCUGUUUCGGCUGUGACUGCGCUUGAGAGGGCUGCACAUGAGACAUUUUCUUCAAAUUUCUUGAAGUAUAACCAGAAGAUGAGGCAGCUUUCGUUUAAUAUGAAGGACAAUACCAUGCUAGCCCAGCGUAUGCUAAAGGGAGAGUUAGAACCUUCAAAGAUACUGAAAAUGAAAUCAGAUGAAUUGAAGAAAGGUUUAUUAACAUCUGAAGAAUUUGCAAGCAAGGAGCCUGAAAAGCCAGAACAUUUGCGGAUGACUGAAGCCCGCUGCAGGAGAUGCAAGGAGAAACAAGUAGCUAUUAGAGAUGUAAUGAAAUCUCAACGUGGUGAACGUUAUCAGUUUGAAUGCAUUGUUUGUGGGAAUACAUGGUAUGGUUCUUGGGACGAGGCAACUUCAAUGAGUAUAGAUACGGAGGCAACACAACCAGGUACUGUAGGCACUGUUCCACUAGCAACAGCCAAGUUUGAAGAUGUUGAGAAGGCUGCCAAUAAGUCUGCUGGCGACAUUUUCAGAAAUUCAACUAAAGCGUACAUGCCAGUCAUAGAUCCACAAAAAAUAUCAGUUCCCAGAACUAGAACCGGAGGAGGAGACAAUGGUCCAACCACUACCAGAUAUGCAAAGAAGUAGUUUUGCACAUUUUAGCACACAUUUUCUCUCUAAGAUUAGAAGGUAUGUUUUGUGCUGCAUAUAUUUUCUGGUUCUAUAGACUAUAGUGGGGGAGAUUACAGAUGAUUGACUUGACUUGACUGAUUGGUAGUGUCUUUUGUGGUAAGGAGCCAAAUAUUACAAACUUCCAUUAGUGGCAAAAAAUGCUCUAUAAGCCUAAACUUAAGUGCUAUUCAUACUGUUUGUUUGUUUGUGUUUUAUUAACUUCCUAGGCUCCAGCCUUUCUUGCUCCCCCACCAAUUUUAGAUUUUUUGUUUACGCUAAGAUAAAGCCCUUUUUAUCGUUUUUUAAG
Impatiens glandulifera is the source of this 2102-nucleotide messenger RNA. RefSeq lists its product as uncharacterized. The record is from RefSeq and is a predicted model, not a curated record. Gene Ontology annotation, molecular function: chromatin binding. Gene Ontology annotation, biological process: DNA-templated transcription. NCBI's taxonomy places the organism in Eukaryota, Viridiplantae, Streptophyta, Magnoliopsida, Ericales, Balsaminaceae. The transcript is spliced from 8 exons. Bases 17 to 1771 code for a protein of 584 amino acids.